Molecule: messenger RNA, 555 nt
Organism: Rubroshorea leprosula
Lineage: Eukaryota; Viridiplantae; Streptophyta; Magnoliopsida; Malvales; Dipterocarpaceae
Source: the annotation of a GenBank genome assembly
AUUUUUAACAAAAAGUAGAGUUCUACGAACGACACCGUUUCAUUUAAGAUUAAUCCUCAACCUCUACUAUUCUCACCCCUUUUGUCGCUGCAAUUCUCCAUCUCUCUAUGCCUCCUGUGAUUCAUCAUCUCCACGCCUUCUCCUACAAUUCAAUCAAUUUGUCCAACACAAUCCACAGCAAGCCCAUAACAAAUCAACAAUGGAGAAAAGACCCAUCUAUCUAUCUCUCUAUCUAUCUAUCUAUCUAUCUAUCCAUCUCUCGUUUCUCUUCAGUUUUCUCUCUCUAAUUCUUAGUAUACAAGAGUUAUUAAAGACCAACAAUGGAGAGCUUGAAGCCAGCAAAGCAGAGGUCCAGUUUUUGGCUCCACACCACUAUGGCUUGUAGAAAGAGAAAACUAGAGAAAGAAGUUUCAUAACACAGAGUCAAAGAAAUCCAGUUUUAUGGGCAAUGUUAUUAUGCAUCAUGAAGUUAUAAAGCCGUUUCAUGAAGUUUUUCUUUGAUUCCUUCUCUGUACCUUCGCUGUGGUUCUUGUUAAAUAAAUUGAAUGAAUUGUA